Messenger RNA from Chaetomium globosum CBS 148.51, 1881 nucleotides. RefSeq lists its product as uncharacterized. Gene Ontology annotation, molecular function: DNA binding; protein binding. The transcript has 4 exons. The record is from RefSeq and is a predicted model, not a curated record. Bases 1 to 1881 code for a protein of 626 amino acids. NCBI's taxonomy places the organism in Eukaryota, Fungi, Ascomycota, Sordariomycetes, Sordariales, Chaetomiaceae.
AUGCGCUCCUCGCUUGAGGACGUCCCUGACGAGAUAAUCCGCCAUAUUCUGCUCUAUCUACCGCCGGAGCACACGAUCCAGAGCUUUCAGUUGGUCUCGCGCCGAUAUCAUCACCUUUCGAACGAGCCCCUUCUCUGGCGAUGGCACUGUCGAAGCUCGUUUCGCUUCUGGCACCCCGAACAUAGGCUUUCAGAGAAGCUUGCGGCGCUCGCGUCUGCGGUGGACUGGAGGGGGUUAUGGGUUACGAGGAAGCAAAGGAACGACAAGGCGGCGCGGUUAUUGGACGGCGUGAUCGCAACAAAGGUCGGCCAGCUCAAACGGAUGCAAGGCAUUUGCGAGCUGGGCUACGAUGUGAAAGACUUCCUACUGGAGCAGUGUCAUGUCGAUGAUGACGCCGAAGAUGUCCUGGCAAGGAGGUACUACGCGAACUCGGCAUUGGACAGCAUACAUAGGGGGGCGGCGGUGGAAUUGUGGUCUCGGUAUCAGGGCCGAGCACUGAGCUCUGAGGGACUUGAUACUGCGCUGGGUGCGUUUGAUAUGUUUGUGUUGCACGACCGGGAAGAGGACCUCGAUUACGUGGUACGGACGCUUGAUAACCUCGCCGACCAGUUCAGGACCGAGCACCCGACCUUCGAAGAUCUAUCCACCAGAGAGAAAGCUCUCUCCCUCGUCCGCUGGUUAAGAGCAAAUAAUCUUACCGGCAUGGACAACCCUGAAAUCAACUACCGUAACCUCAGGAACUGCUUCAUCGGUCAUGCCCUGUCUGAAGAAGACCACCCUUCCCUGCCUAUCAUAUCGAGCGCCAUCUUCACCUGUAUCGCCGAGCGCCUGGGAUUGACCGCUUUUUGUCUCGGCUUUCCCAACCAUGUUCACGCAGCAGUGUACGCCCCGGCCGGGAUGGAUCUGGACGGAGGAGAAACGGAUGAAUCAGAUGGGGAAAAGAAGCGAAUGUGCUUGGACCCGUACGGAUCUGACCAAGAGGUCACCCUCAGAGACUUACGGCUUAGGCUUGUCGAGUUUGGCUGGACACAGGGGACCGAGGCCUUCCUCACGCCGUCACCCGUUCCGAUUAUCGUGCAGCGGACGGCACAAAAUAUCAAGUCUACUUACGAUUCAGUCCGCGAUCUCGCAGAUAACGACACCUUGGGGGCUGAGAUGAAGCGCUUGCGGAGUGGCUACCCUGGUUUGAACAUGGAUGCAGCGAGAUACGCUUCGAUGUGGGCAGAGCUUCUGAUGAAGCAAACAUCUAGCUUCCACUGGGACUCGAACCUCGACUCCUUCCUUCAAAAAUUUACCUUAUCCUGGAGCGAGGACGUCUGGAUAGUCAAGAAGUACCUUGUACCCCUAUACGACCAAUUCGUGAUUUCGCAGCCGAACCGCCGGCCGCGAAACCCCUGGCACAAUGUACACGAAGCCCUCGGCAUGCUAGAGAACCUUGAUAAAAGGAUACCGGAGCUCAGCCGGCGGUACACGGAAGACAUAACGGCGCGCGUCCGCUAUAAGAUCGGCCAGGUCUUUCGUCAUCGGCGGUACGGUUACAUUGGUAUCAUCAACGGUUGGGCGGCUAUGGGCAGCGCCAGCCUUCCGAUGCCGCAUUAUCUCGACGCUGCCGAGGCUGAGGAAGAAGGCGACGUGUUUGAUCCGACAGAGUCGGUGCAUUCGAGCAGGUUGGGGCCGCAGAGGACGUAUUAUACCUGCCUCUCACCCAGGAAGACUACCGUUGACCGGCUGCGUGUGGCCCAGGAUAACGUGGUUAUCGUCACGGACCCUAACGUCAUCUCGGACGACCUCAUGUUCGUGGCGGGAAAGUUCUUUCUGCGAUUUGAUCCAGAAACUUGCACAUUCGUGUCGAACCUCAAGGAGUACUACCCCGACGACUGA